CCUCAUUCAAAAAAACACUACGUGUUUCCCUCAAAGAAGUGUGUAGCAGGUCCUCCCCCUCUUCUCUGACCACAGAAAAUGGUCGAUCAUACAUUUAGCAAUCCCGCCCACACUGGGAGGAGUAGCAAGAAGACUUCUGCUUACCUUGUUCAUCAGUUGUAGUCACUGCUAAAUCCAUGCGUAUUAUUCUUGAAUUUGUCAUUUGUUAGUCAGACCCCUGUUCGGACAGAGGGGAGAAUCUUCAUUGCUUAAGCAUGGACAGCGCGGGGAGAAAAGUGGUGGUCUGUGACAAUGGUACAGGGUUUGUCAAGUGUGGUUUUGCUGGAUCCAACUUCCCCGAUCACAUCUUCCCUGCCAUGGUGGGUCGACCACUCAUACGAUCAACCACCAAAGUGGGCAACAUUGAGAUAAAGGACCUGAUGGUGGGUGAUGAGGCCAGUGAAUGCCGCUCCAUGCUGGAGGUCUCCUACCCGAUGGAGAACGGUAUGGUGCGCUCCUGGGAAGACAUGCUCCACCUGUGGGACUACACCUUUGGUCCCGACCGCCUGGACCUCAACCCAUCAGAGUGCAAGAUCCUGCUGACUGAGCCGCCGAUGAACCCCACCAAGAACCGGGAGAAGAUCACGGAGGUCAUGUUUGAGAAGUACCAGUUCCACGGCAUUUAUGUGGCAAUUCAGGCUGUGCUCACUCUGUAUGCUCAAGGUUUGCUGACUGGCGUGGUCCUCGACUCAGGGGAUGGUGUCACCCACAUCUGUCCGGUAUAUGAGGGCUUUUCUUUACCCCACCUCACACGCAGGCUGGACAUCGCAGGACGUGACAUCACACGGUACCUUAUUAAGCUCCUGCUUCUCCGCGGUUACGUCUUCAACCACACGGCCGACUUUGAGACAGUGCGCAUGCUGAAGGAGAAGCUCUGCUAUGUCGGAUACAACAUCGAGCAGGAGCAGCGCCUGGCCACAGAGACCACCUUCCUGGUGGAGGAGUUCACGCUCCCUGACGGCCGGCAGGUGAAGGUGGGUGGAGAGAGGUUCGGGGCCCCUGAAGCUCUCUUCCAGCCUCAUCUCAUUAACGUGGAAGGAGCAGGAGUGGCUGAGCUGCUGUUUAACACCAUCCAAGCUGCAGACAUUGACCUCAGGGCAGACUUCUAUAAGCACAUUGUUCUGUCCGGAGGGACCACCAUGUACCCUGGACUUCCAUCCAGGCUAGAAAGAGAGAUCAAGCAGCUCUACCUGGAGAGGGUGCUGGAGGGAGACACUCAGAAACUAUCAAAGUUUAAGAUCCGCAUGGAGGACCCUCCCCGGCGUAAACACAUGGUGUUCAUGGGCGGCGCGGUGCUGGCCAACAUCAUGAAAGACAAGGAAUCCUUCUGGCUAAGCAGGGCAGAGUACGAGGAAAAAGGCCUGGGAGUGCUGCAAAAACUAGGAGUUGGAGUCAGAUAAAACAGAAAACAACAUCACCUAGAUGUUUCAAUUUUUGUAUCAACUUCUCACUUAAUAGCCUGGCAUGCUGGAUGAAAAAGCUUGUUCUCAAUGUACCUUUAUGACUGCUGGUGCUGAUUAAUCAAUUUGUCCACAUUCUUUUGAUUGACAUUUAUCAAGUUCUCUGUUUGUAAAGUAAAUGUAUUUGAGUUUUGGACUGUUUUGUGACAGAACAAAAUGUAAUGGGUAUUUUUUAAACAAUUGCUUGAUUAACAAAUAUUUGACAGAUUAAAUAGUAUUACAAAUAACUGUUAGUUGCAGCCUUAUAGUCCCUGCUGAGGUGACGCUUUAUAAACAAUAUCAGAAUGCAACCCCCAGAAACCUUCUCUCUCCUACAUGUACAGCAAGUCUCAGGUAUCCAUUCGUUUGUUUGUUACUUCCAAAACAACUGACCAUAAGAUGGGCAGCAUUCUAGGCUUAUGAACGGCUCGUUAAAUAUGUUCAGGACACACUGAACACAUGCAGUAUAUGAAACUUUAAUAAACUUUUUUUUAUACAGUGUGACUACUAAAUCAGCAAAUUGAGUGUUGUUUUCUAUCAUUUCAAAUUCAAAUUCAACCUCAUGCAAGGUUCACAAUGUGACACAAUGUAUAACUUCUUAUGUGAGUGAAAUUCUGUCCAUAAAUUAAAAAAAAUAUAUUUAUUACAUCCAA
Molecule: messenger RNA, 2131 nt
Organism: Sander lucioperca (pikeperch)
Lineage: Eukaryota; Metazoa; Chordata; Actinopteri; Perciformes; Percidae
Exons: 9
Coding region: 255-1439 (394 amino acids)
Biological process (GO): Arp2/3 complex-mediated actin nucleation
Cellular component (GO): actin cortical patch; Arp2/3 protein complex
Molecular function (GO): actin filament binding
Source: RefSeq, a predicted model, not a curated record